AUGGCGAGUGCAGAAGGGCGAUACUACGAGGCUGAGUUUCCCGAGCUGGAGGAGAUUGUGGUCGUGCAGGUGAAGCGCAUCGUUGACAUGGGCUCAUAUGUCUCCCUGCUCGAGUAUGACAAUCAUGAGGGCAUGCUCCUGAACAGCGAGCUUUCCAAGAGGCGGAUUCGAUCCUUAGCAAAGCUCGUGAAGGUUGGGAAAACCGAAAUCUGCAUGGUCCUGCGCGUAGACCAGGAGAAGGGCUACGUGGACUUGUCAAAGCGGCGAGUGGAGCCCGAGGAUGCCACGGCCAAGGAAGAGUCCUUCGCCAAAGCCAAGGCUGUGCAUGGCAUCAUGAGGCACGUAGCGCAGACGCACCAGAUCCCGGUGAACGAGCUGUGCUGCAAGGCCUCCUGGCCACUUUACAAGAAGUACAACAAUGCUUUCGAGGCUUACAAGAAGCACAUCAAUCAGGAGAUCGACCUUUGGUCGGAGAUCGACUUCAGCCAACCAGGUAUGGACCUCACACACCUGGCGGACAAGAUCAAGGAGGAUAUCGAGACCAACCUCAAGAGAAGGUUGAUCCAAGCAACGAUCCGACUCCGAGCCAAGAUUGAGGUCUCCUGCGACAAAUACGAGGGCAUCGAUGCCGUCAAGGAUGCCUUGGCCGAGGGCUUCAAGGCUAGCACGGAGGAGUGCGAGGUGAAGAUCAACUUGGUAGCCCAUCCACUCUUCGUGCUGACUUGCAUAUGCAGGGAUAAGCCGACCGGCAUGGCAGUUCUUGAGGACGCUAUGGAGAGGAUUAAAACCUCCAUCGAAGAGAAGAAGGGCGAGUACCUGACCGUGCUCAAGCCGGAGGUCACUGGCCAGGAGGAGAAGCAUGCCGAGGAGUCGAGUGACGAGGAGGACUCCGAAGACGAGGAGGCCGGCAGCGACCAGGAGGCAAUGCCUGAUUUGGACGAGGAUGCCAUGAAAGCUCUGAUGACAAAGAAG
Messenger RNA from Symbiodinium necroappetens, 972 nucleotides. NCBI's taxonomy places the organism in Eukaryota, Dinophyceae, Suessiales, Symbiodiniaceae. The record is from the annotation of a GenBank genome assembly.